Cornus florida is the source of this 1887-nucleotide messenger RNA. RefSeq lists its product as uncharacterized. The coding region runs from base 1 to 1677 and encodes 558 amino acids. Lineage: Eukaryota; Viridiplantae; Streptophyta; Magnoliopsida; Cornales; Cornaceae. The record is from RefSeq and is a predicted model, not a curated record. Gene Ontology annotation, biological process: response to endoplasmic reticulum stress. The transcript is spliced from 5 exons.
AUGAACGACAAGAAGAACAAGGCACUUGCAAUCAAGGACAAAUCUCAAUCUUCUUGGUCGGCAAAUUGCAGUGCACCUGCUAGGAAUCUAAGUAAGAGUGAUCUUGGUGCAGUUAUUUUUGGAUGCAAGCAUCACACAAUCAAUGAAUGUUAUAACAGGCUGCUGUUUGGUUUACCAGCUGCUCAUUAUUCAUAUGUAAAGAACGUCACUCCUGGUUUGCCAUUAUUCUUAUUCAACUACAGUGAUCGGAACCUUUAUGGUAUCUUUGAGGCUGUAAGCCCUGGACAAAUGAAUAUCAAUCGAUAUGGUUGGAUGGAAGAUGGUUCAAAGGACACACCAUACCCUGCACAGGUUCGGGUCCAAAUCCAGAUGCAGUGCCAGGCCUUGUCUGAAGCUCAGUUUAAGCCAAUAAUUGCUGAGAACUACUAUGGGUAUAAUCUUUUUUAUUUUGAGCUGGACCGAGCUCAAACACGCAGCUUGAUCUCCUUGUUUUCAUCUUCACCGGUUGCUGGAAAUACCUCUCUUUCCCAGAAUACAUUUAGAUGUCGGACCACAACUACUACAAGUCAAGCCGGUGAUGACAUGACCUCCGUUUCAGAGGCGUAUGUUGGUCAUUCAGAUCGGUCUAACAUGCAAUGGGGCUCAUGGGACUUUCCUGGUUUAGACAGUGAGAGCCAGAAUUUGGAAGCACCAGUGGGUGCGGAUGCAGCUGGAAAGUGCGAGCAGGAGCUUGUAAACCAAAAACAAAAUGCUGAACGUUCAUUUUCUUCAGUCGUUAUUAACACGAGUGCUUCCCUUCCUCAGAAGAAGUGGAGCUCUCUAUUCAAAACUUCAACCACUUUUGAUACCUUAAAAGAAAAUGAAGAGGAUAGUACUCUAGCUUCAGAGAUAACAGCUCCUCAUUCUGAUCACAACAUGGAAUUGGUGUCUCCAUGUGAUGCACCUUAUCCAGGCAGAGAAAACCAGCUUUUGGAAGCUCAUGUAGAUGAGUCAGUUGUAGAGAAACAUGAUAAUGAACUUAUAGGCUUGAAAUCAGAUUGUAAAUAUUCGUACGCUUCUUCUCCUCUGACAGAAGCAACUGGUUCUGUUCCAUCGGCCACUUUAUUUGAAACUCUACCCUCUGCUGGUACAAGACAGGAAGAAGAAUAUCCUAAGAGGGUGGAAUCAGAUUUGAAUCUUCUACAUUCAGAUGAGUCCAAUAUGGGAUGGGAAUCAUUGGCUACACUUCAUUUGGAUGGAGAAAGCCAGCCUUCAGAAACUUCUACAGACAACAAUUCAACAAAAACAUACAAUGAAGAACUAGUGCGCCCACAGCAAGAUUCAGAUUGUUUGUAUUCCUCCACAGUAAGAAAAGAGAUUAAUGCAGGUGACAAUUAUUCGAAAAACCAUGCUCCUUUUGUGAUGGCAGGAAUACAUUCAGAGGACAGAUGUUUUUCAGAAGCUGUGACUGUUUCAGAAGUAAAGUCUUCUGAUACACAGUCUGUUAUAGAUAAGUUGAUUCAGCAAGUUGAAGCAUUGAAGGCAUCUCAACUGAAACAAAUUCGGAAAAUCAGCUCUCUGGAGCAGGAGCGGGUUAGAUCAAACAUAGAAAUUCAACAAUUGAAAAGCAGAUGUAGCGCGUUGGAAUCAGGGUCAUUCUCUUCAAAUUGGAAUGCUGAGGAAGGAGCAUCUUGGUAGGCAUUUGAUGGUUCUCUGGGUCCGAUGAGAUCUUUUGCGUCCAUAUAUUACUCAGCAUCUAAACUCAAUGAAUGGUGGUGAAUUUUAUGUACUUUUCUCGUAUCGAUAGUGAUGAUGUGUGGUAUGGACUUGGAUACUAUUAAACCUUUAGUGUAUUUUGAUCUAAGUGUACUGGAUGGUAGACUGGAAAAUUUCAUUGAAUUAGAAGGA